Messenger RNA from Halichondria panicea, 1570 nucleotides. RefSeq names its product carbohydrate sulfotransferase 15-like. Gene Ontology annotation, molecular function: N-acetylgalactosamine 4-sulfate 6-O-sulfotransferase activity. The record is from RefSeq and is a predicted model, not a curated record. The transcript has a single exon. The coding region runs from base 47 to 1489 and encodes 480 amino acids. Lineage: Eukaryota; Metazoa; Porifera; Demospongiae; Suberitida; Halichondriidae. Gene Ontology annotation, biological process: hexose biosynthetic process.
UCUUCUACGUACAUGAAAGAGCAACUAGCUUAUAGAUAUACUUAAAAUGAGGAGUUCUAUAAAGCAGCUAUUCCUGGCAUUAGCUAUAGCUGUGGCUACUAUAGUUUGUGUUACUUAUAAGUUUGGUAACACUAGAGCUACAUCCGUAUUAAACAAUCAAGAGAACACUAUUGAUCAAGUUUAUCUUCACUCGAAUCUCACAACUACAACAACGCCUAAUGUUCUCCAGAUACAACCUCUCGUAAGAUUAUCACUCGAGGAGAGCAUUUCUGAAGACAUGAAGAGAUGCAGUUUAGCAAUGGGAAUAUCACCAAAUGUACUGGAGCAAAAUAAACACAACAUUGCAAGUAUCGCUAAAAAGGCUGCUGUCUCCUUGGAAACAUUUUGGGAGAUUGUACCAAAACCUAAAGACUACCUCUCCGACUACAAGAACCCAUGUUGGUACUCCAAUGUUACAAUAAGUACAAACGUUUCAAAGUUUCUAAAGGCAAAGUUCCCAGCUUACCACAAUAAUACUAUUCCUCAAUCUGAUGUACUAUGGCUACAUAAGGAGCUCUUUGAGACUCAAACACAAGGAAAUCAAACACUCCAGUGUCUACCUUAUUUUUUACUUCCCGGUGUACUAAAGAGUGGAACGACAACCCUUCACUCAGCCUUGUCCCAGCAUCCUCAGAUCAUGAAGCCGGAAAACAAGGAGCCUCAAUGGUGGUACAAACUACCAGUUUCCCCACCGGCUAGCAAGAAAUAUAUGGAAGUCUUUGUUGCACGAUAUCUAUCAGCUUAUCUGUCUCCAUCCUCAAAGAUUAAUAGCAGAAAAGACGGUAGUUCUCUUAUAACAUACGAUGCUUCACAGACCAUGAUGGUUAAUGUCCACGAUUCAGGUUUCCAUAUUAAUCACGAGGACUAUUGUGCUUUUCCAGCGGUGAUAUCCAGGGUACUACCCCAAGCAAAGAUUAUCGUGCUAAUGCGAGAUCCCGUACCUAGAGCAUAUUCACAUUAUCUUUACCUGAGUAAUAAGUGGCCUCUUGAGAAAAAACGGGAUCCAGCACUUUACUUUGAAAAACACAUUCAAAAAGCUGUAAACAAGUUUCAACAAUGCGUUAGGAACAUAUCAAUCUAUGAGUGUGUCAAUAAAGUUCGGACUGACUAUAAGGAAUUAAGUGUGUGGCUGGGCAGUGGAGUUUACUACAUACACAUUCAGAAGUGGAUGCAAUUUUGGCCAAAAGAACAAUUUAUUUUGCUAAAAACUGAAGAAAUGGUACUGCAACCUGUUUCUACACUAAGGAAGAUCACAGACUUUUUUUCGCUGGAUCCAUUUUCAGAAAAGACAGCUGUCAGUGCAAUGACUGCAAGAAAGAACGUUAACAAGAGCAAUCAUAAACAAAUGUUGCCUUCGACAAAAAAACUGCUUCAAUCAUUUUACCAACCUUUCAAUAAGAAACUAGAGGAACUGUUUGGAAUAAAUUGGAAGUAUGUAUACGACCACUGAACAUUCUGCAUGUCGUUAUUAAUAUACCAUAUUGCAUUACUUGCAAUGUCACAGUGACAUCUUCCGUUCGGUUUUUAUGCC